Columba livia (rock pigeon) is the source of this 1598-nucleotide messenger RNA. RefSeq names its product ADP-ribosylhydrolase ARH1. The transcript is spliced from 7 exons. The coding region runs from base 108 to 1184 and encodes 358 amino acids. The record is from RefSeq and is a predicted model, not a curated record. NCBI's taxonomy places the organism in Eukaryota, Metazoa, Chordata, Aves, Columbiformes, Columbidae.
CUUUGAGUACCCCCAGCCCUCUUUGGGCACCUCAUCCUCCUUAAGGGCCCCCGGCCAGCGCUGGCACCGUGCCCCAAACCUGAUGGGCGUCCCCAGCUGCUGCUGCAAUGGAGGAGACGGUGCCCUCGGUGGAAGCCUACGAAGCAGCCAUGGUGCUGAGCGGGGUGGGGGAUGCUCUUGGGUACCGGGCGGGCCUCUGGGAGUACUGCACCUCGGGACCCCAGAUCCACGCCGAGCUGGCUGAGCUGGGGGGGCUGGAGGCCAUCACCCUCAAGCCCCCCGAGUGGCCCGUCAGUGAUGACACCAUCCUCCACCUCGCGACUGCUGAAGGCCUGGCCACAGGCCUGGAGGGGGAACCCCUCCUGCAGGAGCUGGCUCGCUGCUACGUGGCUGCCAUGGGUGACAUGGAGGGUCGCAAGCCAGGACCCACCAGCAUCCUGGGCACUUCGCAGCUGCGACCUGGGGAGCCUGAGGGCUAUCGCAUCCCCUUCAACCCCACCGGCACUGGCUGUGGGGCUGCCAUGCGCAGCCUGGCCAUCGGCCUCAGGUACCCGCAUGCCUGGGAGCUGCCAACGCUGAUCCGGGUGAGCAUCGAGAGUGGGCGCAUGACUCACCACCACCCCACUGGGUACCUCGGGGCUCUGGCAGUGGCCCUCUUUGGGGCACUGGGGGCUCGGGGAGAGCCCCCAGAGCGCUGGGGGGCUGAGCUGCUGCGAGUCCUGCCCCUUGCAUGGGACUACGUGGAGGGAGCUGGCAUGGCUGUGGAAGACAAUGCUGCUGCCUGGUCCUUCUUUGGGGAUGCCUGGCACCGGUACCUAGAAUCCCGGGGGCUUCUGGAGGGUCAUGGCCCACCACAGGUGCCAUCUCUUCCAUCACCAGCUGAGCGGGAUGUGGCCUACAUGGGCUGGGCACUGGAGGGGUGGCCAGGGCGCAGUGGCCAUGACGCACCCAUGGUGGCUCUGGAGGCCCUGCUGGCAGCCGGUGGAUCCUGGGGAGACCUGUGUGCCAGGGGCGUGCUGCAUGGUGGGGACAAUGAUUCAACGGGAACUAUCGCUGCUGGGUGCUGGGGUUUGCGGUGGGGGCUGGCGUCCGUCCCCCCUGGGCUGCACAGCUGUCUUGAGCACCGCAAGCGGCUGCACAAUGCUGCCCACCGCCUUCAUGCACUGGCCUGGGGGAGACACUGAGCCCCUACCCUGUCACCUGCUGUCCCCCUGCUGGUAAACACUCUGUGGGUCCCUUUCAGAGACCUUCAUGGGGUCCUGGGAGGGCCUGGGUCUCUGGGGGUCAGCAGGGAGCUUCUUGGAGUGCUGGAGGGCUCAGGAGGGUCUGUGGGGCUCAGCUGUGACCUUCACAGGGUCCUUGGGCAGCUCAGGAGAGUCCCUGGGAGGGCUGCAGGGAACUUCACAGGUGCUCAGGAGGCCCCUGAGAGACCCUGGGAAGAAGCAGGGCCCUUCAAGGGGUGCUGGGGAGCUCAGGCAAGCCCCAGGGAGAGCACUGUAGUCACAUCCAGGUGACCUGUUAUCCCUCCACAGUUAGAGACCCCAGAAUUUCCCAAGGAGCCUCAGUCUCCCUCACAGUAAAAAAAGUGUCCUGAAUCA